Molecule: messenger RNA, 850 nt
Organism: Papaver somniferum (opium poppy)
Lineage: Eukaryota; Viridiplantae; Streptophyta; Magnoliopsida; Ranunculales; Papaveraceae
Product: major latex protein 15-like
Exons: 2
Coding region: 153-629 (158 amino acids)
Biological process (GO): defense response
Source: RefSeq, a predicted model, not a curated record
UUUAUUAAUUGUAUACAACUAAUAAUGUCGAUGCUAUGAAUUGUUGAUCCACUAAUUCCUUUUCUAUAUAAACUCGAUCAUCCAACAUAGAAUCAAUAUCAACUGCUCUGGUCUUCCAAAAUUCUAUAUACUUUUUCAGCAACAAACUGUUAAUGGCUCAUCAUGGCGUUUCUGGUUUAGUUGGGAAACUUGUAACUCAAUUGGAGGUCAAUUGUGAUGCUGAUAAAUUGUAUAAAAUCUAUAAGCACCAUGAAGAUGUUCCAAAGGCAAUUUCUCAUCUUUUCACCGGUGUAAAAGUUCUCGAAGGACAUGGACUUCGUUCUGGCUGUAUCAAGGAAUGGAAAUAUAUUAUUGAUGGUAAGGCGUUGACUGCUGUGGAGGAAACAACCCAUGGCGAUGAAACAAGGACUUUAAAACAUCGCGUCAUUGAUGGAGACUUGAUGAAGGAUUACAAGAAGUUCGAGAAGAUCAUUGAAGCUAAUCCAAAGCCAAAUGGACAUGGAAGCAUUGUGACUGUCUCUCUUUUGUAUGAGAAGAUAAAUGAGGACUCUCCAGCUCCGUUUGAUCAUCUCAAAUUCUUCCAUCAAAACAUAGAAGAUAUGAAUUCUCACAUCUGCGCUUCUGAGUAAAAUAUCUCAUCUUCAUUGUUGGGUGUACGUAUGCGUUCAGUAAGUCAGUGCUUGAGAAAUUAGUUGUGUGCGUUAUUCUAGUCAGUGUUUUGUGUAAGUAGUUGGAAUGUUGGAUGCGUUAUUCCUACAGUGUGCUAUAUGCUUAGGGCUAUGGGUUUAUAUAAAUGUUUGAAUAAGUAAGACUAUGCGGACUUGCACGUUACAGUGUAUCAUAUUUAUCA